AUGGUAGAUGUAAUGACAACAUCACCAGACUUUUCUAAAACGGAAGAUUUUGAGGACGGUGAAUUGCCAGAAGAUGGCGAGAUUCAGGAUGAGGAAGAGGGAAUGAAUAUUGGAAAACGCAAAGCGAGCCCGACCAGAGAUAUUGCCCCCGCCCAAUCUUCAAUUCAUAGUUCUCCUGCUCCCAGGAAACCUGCCCCUCGAGGUUAUGGAGAUGACAUAGAAGCAGUUUCUGAAAAAUGGCCGAAUGAAAACGAUUCCAAUGACUUUCCAGUAUCAAGUGCUGAAGAUAGAGACUAUCGAUUAGAAGAUGAAACUUAUAGAGAUUGUGAUUAUAGACCCGCCCCAGGCAGGAGAAGACGCCAUUCUCCUACUGAGGAAGAUUUCGAUCAGAGAGGCGCUAAGCGUUCUUUUGGAAAACAAUGGCGUACUUUUCACCAUAAGCCAAAAAAGGCAACAGAACAUUUAAUUUGUAAAUUUUUCCGAGAGGGAUAUUGUCGAGAUGGGGACAAUUGUGCCUACUCACAUCAAGCAGAAGAUUCACUUAGGAAGGCUGAGCUAUGCCGGUUUUAUCAGAAUGGAUUCUGUAAAAAAGGCUUAACAUGUCUUGCACUCCACGGAGAGUUCCCUUGUAGAGCUUUCCAUAGAGGCGAAUGUACUAGGGAUCCUUGUCAUUUUAGUCAUCAACCUUUAACAGAUUAUACACGUCCCCUGGUGGAACGAAUGUUACAAGAAGACGAAGUGAUACGACCAUCAUCAUCUCAUUACCCACCGGCCGGUGGACAACAACCAAGACGAAGAGUGCUGCUUCCACAAGGACCUGCAGCUGGAGGAUCUUCGAUCCCUCCGGGACCGAUUAUACAUGCUCCUAUACCCCAACAACAAGUGAGUAACGGACAGUUAGCUCCUCCAUCAGUCGUCGUCCCAACAUUAGCCACAUCACACUCAGCACCAUAUCCAGCAUCCCAGACCACUACGCAUUCAUCUGGGUAUGGAACUUCACAUUCCCAGCCGAUAAGUGAAGCAAAAAAUACGGGAGCUCCUCAAUUUGAUAUUUCUCAAAUGUUAGCGCAAAUUGCGGGAGAGCAAGUAGUCGAAGAUAGUCCUGCUAGUCCUCCUACCUAUGGAAGUGCUGCAGAUGGUAUAAUAUGUUCAAUACCUCAGCAGGCUCAGGUUAUAUGGAGACUAGUUCCUGUAACUUCACAACCAUCUUAUUACGGCGUCGAUCCUAACGCCGCAGGAUCCAAUGAUCCACGAAAAAGCCGUGUUAUUUCAAGUCAAUUUGAUGCAGUAUCGUCUUUAAUAGCUGCCGGAUGUCCUCAAAGUGACAAUCAACCGGUGACCAGCCUAGUUAGAGAUCCCCGACGAAGACCAGAGGAGCGAAAAACCAGUGAUGAUAGCAGUAAACCUCGAGUCUCAUCGUGGAUGCCUACAAUCGAUCGUUGA
Auanema sp. JU1783 is the source of this 1443-nucleotide messenger RNA. The record is from the annotation of a GenBank genome assembly. Lineage: Eukaryota; Metazoa; Nematoda; Chromadorea; Rhabditida; Rhabditidae.